This is a messenger RNA of Eucalyptus grandis, 1050 nucleotides long. RefSeq lists its product as uncharacterized. Lineage: Eukaryota; Viridiplantae; Streptophyta; Magnoliopsida; Myrtales; Myrtaceae. The record is from RefSeq and is a predicted model, not a curated record. The coding region runs from base 40 to 456 and encodes 138 amino acids. The transcript has 4 exons.
AAACUCACUCGCAUAUGCAAGUCUACCGUUGAGACGGAGAUGGAUUCGAUGGUUAUUUCUGCGAGGCUUUGCAUUCUUAGCCUGAGCAUGCUCGUUCUAACCUUGUCCUACGCUUCUCACCGAGUUCAUGCACUCCCUUCUCUUCAGCAAGCGCAAGAAGCUCAGCUGCCGGCUCCUCUCAACUCGCCAAGAAAGCUCAGACUCUUCGAGCAAGUCACCAUAAAAGGACAUGACAAAGAAGUUUCUUUGGCGGCGCAAAAGCAGAAAGAAGAUAAAUCGGGUGGGGAUGGCGCUCGGGGCAGAGAACCGGCGACGAUGACGCAUGGGAAGGACAAGAGAGGGACAUGGAGAGAAUGGGUGGAGGGGGCCGACCCGACCCAAUAUUUUACCAUGGAUUAUUCCCAAGUCCGAAGACGACGCCCGAUUCACAACAAGUCCUUGCCGGUUGGUCCAUGAAAAAGCCCUUUGCCACCUUGAUUUCUUGCCCAAGGAAAACAUAUAUGUUUAUAUAUAUAGUCUCUCUUUUUUAGGGCACUCGAAACAAAAAACCCCCCUUGUUCGCCCUACAAAAUUUUGUGAAAGACAGGAAAACCAUGUCUUUUCUGGGAGUAGGGAAAUGAGGGAAGUGUCUCAAGCAUCUCUCUCGUGGCCGACAUUGUCGAGCAAAACCCUAAGCUUUGGACCCCCACCCCGACCACGAGCAUUCCCAUGGUGGCCCUUAUCUCUUCGUCUCGUGCAUGGAAAAGUUUCCGUAGUUUAAUCGAUUCAGGGACAAAAUCAAGUACAGUCCAAGGCCAGUCAAACCGGGUCGAGCGUUCUUUUAGCUCAUGAAACUACGAGAAUGAAUCGAAUUUCGUGCUCGUUAUCAUCUUUCGUGCAAUCUUUGCAUGCCGUACGGUUUGGAAAGUGUGCAUGUGCAUGGGGGACUUUCGGUCCGAGAAUGCUUGACACGAAGCGAUGAUGUUGUUGAACGUUCCGAUGAUUGUACAGAGCCCCCACGGCUAGUUUCAUUCUCAAACGUAGUGAAAAUGGUGGAGUGGGCUUUUCAUG